UGUAAUGGUCUGGUACUAGGAGGGAAGAGGCGUACAGACACCAUGGCAUUAAGAAUAGACAGGCGUGACCGAGUGCGCUAGCAUCAUCACCUUUCAGUGGAAUAACAACCUUAAAUCAACAUGAUAACUGCCAGGCUCAUACUCCUACUGGGUAUCGUGGGUGUCACCUCAGCCAAUGAAGUUGGCCUGGGCGGGAAGGUGCUGGUCUUCCCGUAUGAGACGGACUUCAGCUUCGUGGCGCUCAUCCCCCAAAAGGAGAUGGGCCUGCGGGCGUUCACGCUGUGCAUGCGCGUGGCCACCGAGCUGGAGGGCGAGCGGCAGAUCAUCCUGUUCGCCUACCGCACGCCCGACUACGACGAGCUUAACGUGUGGCGCGAGAAAGACGGCCGCAUCGCCUUCUACCUGAGUGGCGACGGCGCCUUCUUCCACCUGCCGCCCAUCACCACAUUCAGAACGAGUCUCUGCCUCACCUGGGAGUCCCGUACCGGGCUGGCCGCCUUCUGGGUGGACGGCCGCCGCAGCACCUACCAGGUGUACAAGCCGGGCCACACCAUCCGUCCCAAGGGGACCGUCCUCCUUGGGCAAGACCCGGACAAACACCUGGGAGACCUGGAGGCAGUGCAGAGCUUUGUGGGGGAAGUGACCGACCUCAACAUGUGGGACUAUGUGCUGCCCAGAAGCCAGAUACAAGCCCUGCAUUACGAACAUAAGAUCGCCAAAGGAAACAUCUUUGACUGGGCCACCAUCGAGUACCAGCUGAACGGGAAUGUGAUGGUGGUGGAUGAUGACUGACUCGGAGUGGAGUCGCGAGCGAACGKGGAUGUGACCCGUUUGUGUGUGUCUGCUGGACUGCUACUGACCUUUUUUCAUUAGUUUGGUCUUCUAGAUCUAGUCACUUGCAUUCCUUAUGUUGUCAAUUAACUAUGUUCCCUCACAAAAUACCAGUUGUUCAUAAGAAGAGAUGGACAUUUUGUGAUGUUUAAAAAGUCUAUGCAGAAAUGUCAAAACCAGAUUCCAAAAGGUCCUUUCUUUUUACAACUAUUUAGGAUAGAUACGGUAUGUCCUCACCUAAUGCAUGCAUGGUGAGAUUAACCWUUUUUUAUUAGCAUUCCAGCAGUUAUGUUAAUUCAUGAAGCAAGAUGUGAAAAUUUGGUAUACUACUAUUUAACUUUAACUUUAUUAGUCUCCUCUUGCAGCCUGCUAAUUAUCAUGAAUGUUCAGUACAAAUUGCAUACAGUAAGCAAAUUAACCUGUUUAGUUACAGAGCCAGUUUAUUUAUUGCUCUCAGCAUGAUUUUAUUUUUGUGGCCUCAUGCCAGGCUUCCAGGGAUUUGUAUACAUUUGUCACGUGGCUGGUGAGCACUAUUUUCAAUGGAAUGUACCAUAUUUAACCACAAGAUGGCAGUAUAUGCUAGUUUAAUCAGUGAGCGCCAAAUAAUACAUUUCAUGAUCAUG
This is a messenger RNA of Salvelinus sp. IW2-2015, 1454 nucleotides long. RefSeq names its product C-reactive protein 1 (gene crp1). Lineage: Eukaryota; Metazoa; Chordata; Actinopteri; Salmoniformes; Salmonidae. The record is from RefSeq and is a predicted model, not a curated record.